AUGCUUUUUAAAAGAUUUUUUCACAAAUAUCCAGGGGGAAGCAAAAUAAAGUGUUAUAUAAAAAAAAAAUUAAAUGUCAGUUUAUUUCAUCAACCUCAGUAUUCAAAAAACUCAAAAUGUUAUAUUGACUGGAGAUACUGCUCGCCGAAAUCGGGUUACGAAUAUAUGUAUAUAUAUGGAGAAAACACCAUAGAAAUAACAAAUUUACCGAAUAACAAAACAAAUGAAUAUAUUCAAGAGAGACUAAGAAAAAGCUUGAACAAGUAUGGAAGGUUAAAAAUUAUAAGAUGUUUAAGUAACAGAAAUGAUCCUUAUAUAAACAACAAUGUAUGUUAUGCUACGUUUUAUAACAAAAGAGAUUUGCUCAAAUGUAUUCGAAAUGUAAAUAUAAGGUUCCCUUUAUCAUUACAAUAUAAAAUAUUAAAAUUUAAAAGUUUAUAUAAUAAUAAAUGUAAUGACUAUAAUUAUUUCUACAAACAAGAGCAUUAUAAUUACAGUACUAUAAACAUAGCUUUAAAUUUAUUUAAAUAUUUACAAUAUAACAAUUGUAUAAUAAAUAUUAAAAAUAUAUAUAAGUAUAUAUUUGAGUAUUCCUAUUUAUCACACAAAAUAAUAACCUCAGGAAUUUCAGUAUACAAAGUAUUUACGAACUGGACAAACUUUAUAGAUUUCUUUGAUAAUAUAUUUAUGAAAACAAACAAAGACAAUGAAAUCUUUGUCAGUGCUAAAAUUGUAGAUGAUCAAAACUUACGUAUUUAUUUAAAUAAUAAAUUAAUAGAACUAAAAAAAAAAACAAAUUUGUUAAAUUCCGUAUAUUGGAGACAGGACGCCUUGCAACUGCCAGAGGAAAUAGAACAGAAAAUAAAUAAUGAUCGCCCAAAAAAAUUAAAGGAGGAAUUACAACUUUUGUCAAAGACAAAAGACUUUUACAAGAUUCAUGAUGAGAGGCACAUAUUUAAAUUAAAGUUGAACAAGGAACGGAAGGAAAAAAAAAGAUUACUGAAAAAUAGGAACGCAAAAUAA
Molecule: messenger RNA, 1023 nt
Organism: Plasmodium malariae
Lineage: Eukaryota; Apicomplexa; Aconoidasida; Haemosporida; Plasmodiidae
Product: conserved Plasmodium protein, unknown function
Exons: 6
Coding region: 1-1023 (340 amino acids)
Molecular function (GO): nucleic acid binding
Source: RefSeq, a predicted model, not a curated record